CAACGUUCGCCGAGCUGACCGGGCUGCAAUCCGAUGCAGACAAAAGAAAUAUGGGCGUGUCUGUCGUCGUCGCUGGCUUCUAGUCUACUCUCUCUUCAUCCUAAUGAUCUCGCCGCGUCCAACUUCCAGACACCGGCAUCCUGGCUCCCUUGGUGGGAUUGGGCCGGGAUGCCCGACGAUCACCCUCCUUGGCUUACUCUCCUCCAAUACUAUAAUAUGCGUUCAAAUGGUCAGAUAGAAUUUCGAGGACAAGGCGGAACAGUCCUCGAUUCGCUUCCGUUACCAGAUUUUGAUCUCAUUCCCAAGGAACUCCUCCGUCUAAUCGAUGCUAUUUGCGAGCUGCAGCUAGAUCGGCUUCCACAUUCUAUCGCUGAUGCCUGGGAGACAUGUCCUUCUCUUAGCGGAAGAACACAUGGCAUGUCCCCCAAGAAGGAGCACGAGUCUAAACGGAUGGUGUCUUGCAUCUCUAACACUCUGGGUUGCGACGAGUUGCGCGACGUUCGUCAUGUCGUUGAUGUUGGCUCAGGACAGGGGUACCUCUCGCGUGGCCUGCAGGACCUGGGACUACAUGUGCUCGCUCUGGACUUCAACGAGGUUCAGACGACUGGUGCACAACGAUGGCAAUCCAAGGAGGAGAAACGUCGAAACAAGCGGGACCCAAAAGAUGCCAUAGGACAACUCCGACAAGAUUCUGACGGCAUCCUACACAAAGAUAUACAGGAAGCAGAUCUUGGACACCAUGAUCGCAAUGUCGCGCAGUCUUGCCAGGGCUCUUUGACCCACUGGACGACACACAUUACCCCCGAAACGCUCAAUUUCACCAUAAACAGCUGGCUCGAGCAGUCUAGUCAUCACAUCCCUUCUCACAGCCAGCUCCAUAUCAGUGCCCAUGACGCUGUUCCUGUGCUGCUCGUCGCGUUGCACGCAUGCGGCUCUCUCACACUCAACGUCGUCCGAACGUUCUUAUCCAAGUACAUUUCUGGGAGCGACGGGCAAUCAAAUUGGACUCCGCGGGCUCUCGUGAUCGUCGGUUGCUGUUACAACCUCAUGUCUGCGGGCGAUUUCCCGCUUUCGCGCGCUCUUCGUGGGGAAAACGGGCGGGUCCGACUGUCGUUGGCACAUCUACAGCUGGCUGCGCAGGUGCCCUCGCAGUGGUUGCGAGAUGACAAGGCAUACGACGAUUGCCAGCUCGCGAUUAAGAAGGUCGUUUAUCGGGCACUAUUGCAAAUCGUUUUACAACGUAAUCGCGACCAGGGAUUCAGGAAUUCGAGCGAAGUAGACGGGGCAUUGGAUGACCCAGGCUUGCAAGGCAUCGGCGAGACAAUUCAGAAUCGCCGACUGGGAAAGCUCAAUAACGCAGCAUAUCGAGAUUGGCAAACAUUUGUCACCCAUGCAUUGAAGAAGAUGGAUGUGAAAGAUGACGAACUGGGGCAAAUUCAGAUCAGCGUCGACGAGCGGCGGGGACUGGAACAACGCCUGAGUGUUUUGCACGUCCUGCGCUGUUUGCUCGGACCGCUGAUCGAAAGUCUCAUCAUCCUAGACCGGUAUGAUUGGUUACGAGAGAGCCUGGCGGAGGCCAAGGCCAAGGGAAGGGCUAGCAUGAAAGCGGAACUUUCUAAUAUCUUUGAUCAGCGGACGGGGAGUGCAAGAAAUAUUGCUAUAGUCAUACGCCCCGAGCAAGGAUGCGGAUCGUAAAAAACAAAAUAUAGCCGAUAUCAUAGGGACUAAUCUACGACGAAUUGGGCAGCCAGCUUGCUUGAACAGUGUUUGAACGCCGUCGUCUCGAUGACCUGACACCGCCAUGGUUGGCACUCGGACCGCACAGCGUGCUGGGUAGGCAGCGCUGAUCCCCGUGAAUUUAGCAACGGAGGCCGCCUCGUAGCCGCCAUGAGUGGACGCGAUUGCCUAUCUUUGCACAGAUCCGAUCUGCUUCAAACGCGCCGACAAUAGUGGAAGAAAGCCGCGAUCCGAAUGCCUGGUUUAUGCCUUGAACAAGACUCGGGGGGAAUUGGGAUAUACGAGAAAUUUUGCGGCGUCCCGGCGCUGUGUUGUUGGUAUGACUGCUUGAUGGUGGUGGCGAGUCGCCGUCCCAAGCAGGCGCCUCCGCGCCCUCCUGAUCAUCUUCCGCGCCGUUAGCGUCAAUGAGGGCCCAUGCGAUGGAGGCAUGGAAUCGCGGAUCUGCAUAAUAUUGGCUUUGCCUCAAGGCACUCAGGGCGGGUGACAGGGUGUUGGACAUUGAUGACAAGCUUGCAUGUCCGGCGCCGAUCUCCAUAGCCAAAAAUAUUCGGGUGCUGUCAUCGUUUUUUAGCUCGGAAAAGGAGGCAAAAGAAGCGUUGAAGGGAGCGUAGGAUUGCGCGACGGCAGAUAUGGCACGCUUGAUGUCCUCGCGCUGGUGUGCUCUCACGAACAAAGGGCGCGAGAGGGAGAUGUGAAGCUCUUUUUUUGGUUUGAUGGAGCUUGCUGAACCAUCC
Messenger RNA from Coniophora puteana RWD-64-598 SS2, 2471 nucleotides. RefSeq lists its product as uncharacterized. Bases 34 to 1695 code for a protein of 553 amino acids. Lineage: Eukaryota; Fungi; Basidiomycota; Agaricomycetes; Boletales; Coniophoraceae. The transcript is spliced from 7 exons. The record is from RefSeq and is a predicted model, not a curated record.